CACACCAAACAACACUCUCCAGUUUUUUGAAGUUGCUGCAAAGCUCUUACUUCCAAGCACCAACAAACACACACACUUUCCCUCUUUGCAUUUUCAUAUACAAUUACAGAAAAGAGGUCAUUUUUUGGGUUCUUGGAGUUAUCUUUUCUCUUUCUGGAAUACUAUAAUCUUUGGAUCAGAUUUCAAGAUUGGCGGUCAUCGCUUUUCCGUGAUCUGAAACGCACAGUAUUUCUUGAAAUUUUGCUUUGUGGGUUUAUAGCAAAAGAAACUGAUAUUUCUUUAUAUGAAAUUACUGGAAUUCUGAGUGAGAUGGCUCAAUUAUCUGAACGUGAAAGGUCUCCUAAUGUGCAACCACGGGGGUUUCGAGUUCAAGCUCCAUUGGUUGAUUCUAUAUCCUGCUACUGCAAAGUUGAUGCAGGCUUCAAGACGGUUGCUGGAGCCAGAAAAUUUGUUCCUGGAUCAAAAAUUUGCAUCCAGCCGGAUAUCAACCCGCAUGCACAUAAGGCUAAAAAUGGGCGUAGGGAAAGGACUAGAGUUCAGCCACCCCUUCUUCCUGGACUUCCUGAUGACCUUGCCAUUGCGUGUUUAACCCGGGUCCCACGUGCUGAGCAUAACAAGCUUCGACUAGUUUGCAAAAGAUGGCUCAGGCUUUUAUCAAGCAACUACUUCUAUUCCCUCAGAAAGAGCCUCGGGAUGGCGGAAGAAUGGGUUUAUGUCUUCAAAAGAGACCGUGAUGGAAGGAUUUCUUGGCACGCUUUCGACCCUACUUACCAACUAUGGCAACCCCUUCCACCUGUUCCCAUGGAGUAUAGUGAUGCUCUUGGAUUCGGAUGUGCGGUUCUAAGUGGUUGCCAUCUUUAUUUAUUUGGAGGUAAAGACCCGCUUAAAGGAUCCAUGAGACGUGCCAUUUUCUAUAAUGCUCGCACAAACAGAUGGCAUAAAGCUCCAGAUAUGCUUCGAAAGAGGCAUUUUUUUGGAUCUUGUGUGAUUAACAACUGUCUUUAUGUGGCUGGAGGAGAAUGUGAGGGAAUCCAUAGGACUCUUCGUACUGCUGAAGUUUAUGAUCCCAAUAAACAUCGUUGGAGCUUUAUUUCAGAUAUGAGCACGGCCAUGGUUCCCUUUAUAGGAGUCGUUUAUAAUGGGAAAUGGUUCUUAAAAGGCCUCGGGGCUCAUCGGGAGGUCUUGAGUGAAGCUUAUACACCAGAAACUAACACGUGGAUGUCAAUCGCUGACAGUAUGAUUGCCGGUUGGCGCAAUCCAAGCAUCUCUAUGAAUGGAAAACUUUAUGCUUUAGAUUGUCGUGAUGGGUGCAAGCUCAGGGUUUAUGAAGAAGGCACAAAUUCUUGGAAAAAGUUCAUUGAUAGUAAGGUCCAUUUCGGGAACUCUCCUGCUGUUGAGGCUGCUGCUCUUGUUCCUCUUAAAGGGAAACUGUGCAUUAUUCGUAACAAUAUGAGUAUCAGUCUAGUUGAUAUCUCGAGUCCAAAUAAACAAGUAGAGAGUAAUCCUCAUCUUUGGGAGAAUAUUGCCGGAAAAGGUCACAUAAAAACGUUAUUCACAAAUUUAUGGUCAAGUAUAUCAGGGAGAAAUGGUCAGAGGAGUCAUAUUGUGCACUGCCAGGUGCUUCAAGCAUGAGGAAUUCAAAACCUUACAAACACAGUCAGAAUACAAUCCUCAAAAACUCGAGAAAAGUAUUGGGUUUCGUCUAACUUUUUGAAACCAUUUAAAGUUACUAUCGAGAUUGAUUCAUUGGGUAUCCAUUGUGGCAAACGAGAAGAGUUCUUGCCAUCUAGGAGAUGUACAAAGUUCUCUCUGAGAACCCGUUGUGUGGUCAAUUUGCAGGCACCCAUAAAGGAAGCAAGAAUCUUUGAAUCUAUCUGUUGUUACCUGAUUUCUAUAUGAAUACGGUAAGCAGUCUUUUCACUUUUCAAGAUUUCUUGUGUAAUUAUAAAAGGAUUUGUGUAUACAUGUGGGUUAGAACUCAUUUAGAUU
This is a messenger RNA of Cynara cardunculus var. scolymus (artichoke), 1989 nucleotides long. RefSeq names its product F-box/kelch-repeat protein At1g55270. The record is from RefSeq and is a predicted model, not a curated record. The transcript has 2 exons. Lineage: Eukaryota; Viridiplantae; Streptophyta; Magnoliopsida; Asterales; Asteraceae. Gene Ontology annotation, molecular function: protein binding. Bases 310 to 1632 code for a protein of 440 amino acids.